AUGGCACUCCGUCGUAUCGUGUCCUUCCACGGAGCGACUAGACUCCACUCCAACGAUGGCCACAUGAGCACAGUCCACAAAAUGCCCCGAAUUUACAACGGGAGACGACGAAGAUCCGUAGUUACUUGUUACCACCGACGCACUAGCGCAAUGACGGAAACUGAAACAGCUGUCGAGGAAACAGACACAGCCGAGGAAAUGACGGACCAGGAGGCUCUUCUUUUGCUUUGGAACAGCUUCAAGCCACAGCCAACAGACUGCCGAGUGGACCUUCAGAAGGAAUGUACUGAUCGCUUCAACAAAUGCUUCGCCAAGUAUGGCCAACCAUUGCCUUUUCCUGAUGCAGUUUGUCUCCACAAGAAGUGCUAUGCAGUAGCCCUGGCAUCCCAUGAAUAUCUCAAGAUGCUGCUUGAACUCCCAAGGCCUGAAAUCUUGAUCUCUGCAUGGGAAAUUACGAUUGUGGAUCGAGACAAAACUGGGGAAGGCAUUUCAGAGGACAUUGCAUUCACCUUGCGAGAGCUUUCUCUUAAGCUGGCAAGAACACCACCGUCUAUCUUUGGCAAUCAAAAUGAAGUGAGGGAUCAGAGCAUUUUCCUUCAGCUAGACCCCUUUGGAACCACUGAACCUGCCGGAACUGAGAAUCAGCGCCACGGCAUGAUAUUGUGGAUGGCAGCACAUAAUGUACUUGGGAACGCAUGGUGGGAUGUCUAUACUUCGAAGUCUCUUCAGCCUGCUAUUGAUCCAGAUCGCCAGGCCCUGCGAAUCACCUCGGGGAACCAGACAUACUUCGUGACACAAAAAGCAAAGGAAUCAAUGACGACUGCCAUUCAGUACAAUGCCAAUCCAACCCCCCCCCCCCAAUCUUCUUUAGAUGCAAGUCUGCCGUUGUUGCGGUAUGUGAAGUCCUAG
This is a messenger RNA of Seminavis robusta, 909 nucleotides long. Lineage: Eukaryota; Bacillariophyta; Bacillariophyceae; Naviculales; Naviculaceae. The record is from the annotation of a GenBank genome assembly.